AUGUCUGCUACAAAUUCACAUGACGUCGAUAUGGCUGCCCAUGUCCACCCUGCGACGGCAAGCGUGUCCACCACACCGCCUACUGCUGUGGCUGCCGACACCACCUCACGCCGCAAGGAACCUCCUCCUGAGAAACCCUCAGACUCCCGCAGACGCCUGCCCCUGGACGACAUGAUGGACUGGGCUGUUGGCAAGGCCUGCCGACCAGUCUUCCCCCUUCGCAUCUCCAUCCAGGCGAGCCAUCUGCAGGACCAGGAGGCCCAGAACCUGCUGCGCUUGACCCAACACGCCCUGGAUGACCUGAACGAUUUUCCCGGCCACCACCUGCGACUACAGCUGGACCCCCGGACCAGCACAGUGAAUGGCUCCGCAAACCUCGAAGAAGCUGCCCUUGUCAUACGCCUUCAACCUGGCGGGUCGACCACCGCCUCGCUUCACCCCUACCAGUCCGUACUCGACAUCACCUAUACGCCGAACGCGAUCCCGUCCCCGAGCUCCUCGUCCUCCUCUCUGGCCACGUACGUCGCCAGCGAGCUGCGUUCCACCUUCGCCGAGGAGCAGACCAUCAUAUCGUACCUGCUGUCCACCUCGUCUGCGGCUCCCGAGCACAAGCCUCAGGGCCUUGCCCUCGACGCCGCGGGCACAAUCGCGAAGCGCACGACCCGGUCUCUUAGGUACGCACCUGCGUACCAUCUCACCUUCUCACUCUUCACCGAUGGGCCCGCGCCCAGCAGUUGGGAUAUCGAAUCCGCCAUCGACGAGUACAUGAAGCCGGUGUUGGACGUUCUUGGGCCCAUCCACAACUUCACCAUUGAUACCCAGGUCCAGCUCUACGCCGCCCCCGGUGUCCAGUCUCCGGUUCUGAGCAAGGACGACCUCUCCUCAUUUAUCAAUGCUGCCGAGUGGCCACUGUCACCCUCGAUCGGCGGUGCUCCCACGGUGAACUUCAUUGUCUUCGUGGGGAAUCAAACCAUCGGCCUGCCCCGCACGCACGAGGAUGCCCAGGCGAGUGAGACUGCCGUGUCCGAGACUUCCCACUCCUGGCUCAUCCCCCAAUGGGGAACUGUUUAUCUCCUCAAUGUGAACAGUGACAAGGCUCACCUUGCGGUUCAAGAUCUCAAACAGCCGCUCCUGACCUUCACCACCCAUCUCCUCUCGCUCCUCGGCACCCCGACCUCCGGAUCUUUGCCCCUGCGCCUCUCCACCCUCUCUCGCAUCCGUUCUGCAGAUCUUCUUCUCCGCGCCUCCAGUACUCUGGGAUCACUUGCUCGCCUGUCCCUCGCUCUCCCGUCCAUGUCGAUUCCGCAGUCUGUAGCCGAUGGUGUCAGCACCACGAUUCGGCACCUCCGGCUGGCCUGUGAGAGCCUUGGGACCCCUGGUGGGCUGCUUCACGCACAAGUCGCAGAGGCCGCGGCUGAGAAGGCCUUCUUCGAGAAGAGCAUGGUCGGACAGCUGUACUUUCCAGAUGAACACAAGAUCGCCGUGUACCUGCCACUCCUGGGACCAGUUGGCGUGCCGCUGGUUAUGGGCCUGCUGAAUGAGCUGGCUGCUUGGAAAAGGAGGAGGAGAGAAAAGACAGAGAGCGGAAAGGCCAAGAAAGAUGAAUGA
Diaporthe citri is the source of this 1608-nucleotide messenger RNA. RefSeq lists its product as uncharacterized. The transcript has 3 exons. Gene Ontology annotation, cellular component: GPI-anchor transamidase complex. Gene Ontology annotation, biological process: attachment of GPI anchor to protein. Lineage: Eukaryota; Fungi; Ascomycota; Sordariomycetes; Diaporthales; Diaporthaceae. Bases 1 to 1608 code for a protein of 535 amino acids. The record is from RefSeq and is a predicted model, not a curated record.